Knipowitschia caucasica is the source of this 4782-nucleotide messenger RNA. The record is from the annotation of a GenBank genome assembly. Lineage: Eukaryota; Metazoa; Chordata; Actinopteri; Gobiiformes; Gobiidae.
AUGGGUGUCGUGCUGCGGACUCUGUUGUUCAGUAGUUUUUGUUUUCUCAUACGAGCCGUGCCUUUGCUGCUAUAUGCCAACAGGCGGGACCUCCGGGUUGUGGAUGUGGCACAUGAGAAGGCCAACGCCACAUUGGUAGUUGGAGGGCUGGAAGAUGCUGCUGCAGUGGACUAUGUCUUCUCAAAGGGUUUUAUCUAUUGGAGCGAUGUCAGUGAGGAGGCCAUUAAACGUACGGUCUACAACCAGUCUGGGGCCAGUGUGGUGCAGACGGUUAUAGCAGGCUUGGCCUCCCCAGAUGGACUCGCUUGUGAUUGGUUAGGGAAUAAACUUUACUGGACAGACUCGGAAACCAAUCGAGUUGAGGUGUCAGAACUGGAUGGAUCGCUGAGAAAAGUCUUAUUUUGGCAAGAACUGGAUCAACCUCGGGCCAUCGCUCUCGACCCAGCGCGAGGAUACAUGUACUGGACUGAUUGGGGAGAGAUCCCCAAAAUUGAGAGGGCAGGGAUGGAUGGAACCAAUCGUUCAAUAAUUAUUGAUAAAGAAAUAUUUUGGCCCAAUGGCCUUACUCUGGAUUACAGUCAGGAGAAAUUGUACUGGGCUGAUGCUAAACACAACUUUAUCCAUCGCUCCAAUCUUGACGGCUCCUUCAGAGAGGUGGUGGUCAAAGGAGACCUUCCUCAUCCGUUUGCCCUAACACUCUUUGAGGACACAUUAUUCUGGACUGACUGGAACACACACUCCAUUCACUCUUGCAGGAAACAGACAGGUGGCGAACAGCGAAUUGUUCAUUCAAACAUUUUCUCUCCUAUGGACAUUCAUGUCUUCAGCCCCAAAAGACAACCUGUUGUGCCAUCGCCUUGUUCUGUAAACAAUGGAGGCUGUUCCCACCUCUGUCUGCUGUCUCCGACUAAGCCCUUCUAUCAAUGCGCCUGUCCUACUGGAGUCCAGCUUCUUGAAGAUGGGACGACUUGUAGAAAUGGUGCCACUCAGAUGUUGCUGUUGGCCCGGAGGACAGAUUUGCGGCGCAUCUCUCUGGACAUGCCCGACUUUACAGACAUCAUAAUGCAGGUGGAUGAUAUUCGUCACGCCAUUGCCAUUGAUUAUGAUCCCGUCGAAGGAUACAUCUACUGGACAGAUGACGAUGUCCGGGCCAUUCGCCGCUCUCUACUGGAUGGCAGUGAGGCUGAGUUUGUGGUCACGUCUCAAGUCAGUCAUCCUGAUGGUAUCGCAGUGGACUGGAUUGCACGGAAUCUGUACUGGACUGACACUGGGACCGACCGCAUUGAGGUGACCAGGCUCAAUGGGACCAUGCGCAAAAUCCUCAUAGCCGAAGAUUUAGAUGAGCCUCGAGCUAUUGUCCUGGAUCCAGUGGCUGGUUACAUGUAUUGGACCGAUUGGGGUGAAGUGCCGAAGAUUGAGCGUGCUGACUUGGAUGGCCUGGAGCGAGUUGUGAUGGUCAACACAUCAUUGGGCUGGCCCAAUGGUCUCGCCCUUGAUUAUGCAGACCGUAAAAUCUACUGGGGAGAUGCCAAGACCGAUAAGAUUGAGGUUAUGAACAUGGAUGGAACGAACAGGCGAGUGUUGGUGGAGGAUAAACUUCCUCACAUCUUUGGUUUUACGUUACUCGGUGAUUACAUCUACUGGACGGACUGGCAGCGGCGGAGCAUUGAGCGUGUUCAUAAGCGCACUGCAGAGCGCGAGUUCAUCAUUGACCAGCUUCCGGACUUGAUGGGCCUCAAAGCCACUUAUGUGCAUGAAUCCUUUGGGACAAACCCAUGUGCUGACAAUAAUGGAGACUGCAGUCAUCUCUGCCUGUACAAGCCUCGAGCUUUCCUACUGUUCUCUCGUCAUACUGAUAUCCGCCGUAUUUCUCUGGAGACCAACAACAACAAUGUUGCAAUUCCACUCUCUGGGGUCAAAGAGGCUUCAGCUCUUGACUUCGACAUCACUGACAAUCGUAUCUACUGGACUGAUAUCACAUUGAAGACAAUCAGUCGAGCAUUUAUGAAUGGCAGCGCUCUGGAACAUGUGGUGGAGUUUGGACUGGACUAUCCAGAGGGAAUGGCUGUCGAUUGGCUGGGAAAGAACCUGUACUGGGCAGAUACUGGCACUAAUCGUAUUGAGGUGGCCAAAUUAGAUGGACAACACCGCCAAGUCCUGGUCUGGAAGGAUCUGGACAGCCCUCGAGCUUUAGCUCUGGACCCUGCUGAAGGCUACAUGUACUGGACAGAGUGGGGUGGAAAGCCGAAAAUUGAUAGGGCAGCUAUGGAUGGCACAGGUCGCAUCACUUUGGUAGCUGAUGUAGGCCGAGCAAACGGACUCACUAUUGACUAUGCUGAACGGCGCCUCUACUGGACAGACCUUGAUACUACAUUGAUUGAGUCAUCCAACAUGCUGGGUCAGGACCGUGAGGUGAUUGCAGAUGACCUCCCUCACCCCUUUGGGCUCACACAGUACCAGGACUACAUUUACUGGACAGACUGGAGCCAGCGCAGCAUUGAACGUGCCAAUAAGACUAGUGGGCAGAACCGCACCCUGAUCCAGGGCCAUUUGGACUACGUUAUGGACAUCCUGGUGUUCCACUCCUCGCGGCAGGGGGGUUGGAAUGCUUGUGCCUCCACCAAUGGCCACUGCUCCCACCUCUGUCUCGCUGUCCCUGUUAGCAGCUAUGUCUGUGGAUGCCCAGCUCACUUCUCCCUCAACUAUGAUAACAAAACCUGCAGUGCCCCAACAUCCUUUCUACUGUUUAGUCAGAAGAUGGCUAUUAACAGGAUGGUAAUUGAUGAACAGCAGAGUCCAGACAUCAUUCUUCCAAUUCACAAUCUGAGAAAUGUCCGUGCCAUUGAUUACGAUCCGCUCGACAAACACUUGUAUUGGAUCGACUCAAAGCAAAAUGUUAUCCGGCGUUCUCAAGAGGAUGGAAACCAGAGUAUGACAGUGGUGUUCACCUCAAUUGGUGGACCGACUCAAGGCCUACAGCUUUACGACCUGAGCAUCGACAUCUACAGUCGCUUCAUUUACUGGACGAGUGAAGUUACCAACGUUAUCAAUGUCACUCGGACAGAUGGAAGCAGAGUGGGAGUGGUGCUCCGGGGAGAACACGAUAAACCCAGAGCCAUUGUGGUCAACCCUGAGAGAGGAUACAUGUACUUCACAAAUCUGCUGGAACGAUCUCCAAAAAUUGAACGCGCAGCUCUGGAUGGGACGGAGCGGGAAGUGUUGUUCUUCAGCGGAUUAGGAAAACCAGUUGCUUUGUCCAUUGACAAUGAAGUGGGGAAACUGUUUUGGGUGGACUCUGACCUGAGGCGGAUUGAGAGUAGCGACCUAUCUGGUGCAAAUCGGAUCGUGAUUGCAGACUCCAACAUAUUGCAGCCUGUUGGACUGACCGUGUUUGGUGACCAUCUGUACUGGAUAGACAAGCAGCAGCAGAUGAUAGAGCGCAUAGACAAGACCACUCGAGAGGGGCGCACCAAGAUUCAGGCCCGUAUUCCCUAUUUGAGUGACAUCCAUGCUGUCCGCGAGUUGGAUAUGAGAGAGUACAGCAAGCACCCAUGCACAUGGGAUAACGGCGGCUGCUCUCACAUCUGCAUAGUGAAGGGGGAUGGGACGACUCGCUGCUCCUGUCCCAUUCACCUGGUGCUGCUGCAGGAUGAACUCUCCUGUGGAGAGCCUCCCACCUGCUCGCCCGAGCAGUUCUCCUGCACAUCUGGAGAAGUGGACUGUAUCCCACAGGCGUGGCGCUGUGACGGGUUUGCAGAGUGUGAUGACCGCAGCGAUGAGGAUGAUUGUCCGGUGUGUUCAGAGUCUGAGUUUCAGUGUGACAGCCGCCAGUGCAUCGAUAUGAGCCUGCGUUGCAAUGGAGAGAUCAACUGUCAAGAUAGUUCAGAUGAAAACAAGUGUGAAGUGCGCUGUCCCCCUGAUCAGUUCAGCUGUUCAAAUGGCCAGUGUAUCGGGAAACACAAAAAGUGUGAUCAUAACAUGGACUGUACUGACAAUUCAGAUGAAUUUGGCUGCUACCCAACAGAGGAGCCGCCCUCCCCUACAAACAAUACUAUCAGCUCAAUUGUGGGUGUGGUCUUGGCCCUCUUUGUGGUUGGUGCCAUUUACUUUGUGUGCCAGCGCGUCCUCUGUCCGCAGAUGAAGGAUGACAGUGAAACGGUCACAAAUGACUUCGUAGUUCAUGGGCCGUCCUCUGUGCCUCUUGGAUAUGUACCACACCCUGGCUCUCUGACCAGCUCUCUCCCAGGUAUGUCUAGGGGAAAGUCUAUGAUUGGUUCCCUAAGCAUCAUGGGAGGGAGCAGCGGCCCUCCAUAUGACCGUGCACACGUGACUGGUGCGUCUUCCAGCAGUUCCUCGAGCACAAAGGGCACCUACUUUCCCCCGAUCCUGAACCCUCCUCCGUCUCCUGCGACCGUCCGCUCUCAGUACACCAUGGAGUUUGGAUACUCCUCCAACAGUCCCUCCACACACAGGUCCUACAGUUACCGGCCGUACACGUACCGACACUUCGCCCCGCCCACCACCCCCUGCAGCACAGACGUGUGUGACAGCGACUACACACCGGGGCGCCGGAUGCCCUUCAAGUCCGGCGCCGCCACAAAGGGCUACACCAGCGACCUCAACUACGACUCGGAGCCGUUCCCGCCUCCGCCCACGCCGCGCAGCCAGUACCUGUCCGCAGAAGAGAACUGUGAGAGCUGCCCGCCCUCUCCCUUCACCGAGCGGAGCUACUCUCAUCACCUCUACCCCCCUCCGCCCUCACCCUGCACGGACUCCUCCUGA